Messenger RNA from Microthlaspi erraticum, 408 nucleotides. The record is from the annotation of a GenBank genome assembly. NCBI's taxonomy places the organism in Eukaryota, Viridiplantae, Streptophyta, Magnoliopsida, Brassicales, Brassicaceae.
AUGUCUUCUUCAGAUUUUCGAUCAUGGAUGGAUCAACCUCAUCUAAUUCCUACAACCAGAUUAUUAACGGAAGAGUACAAAAAAGGGGUGCAACAGUUCAUGGAUUUGGCGAUUUCGCAGCCAAAAGCCAAACAAUCUGGUAAACUUUAUUGCCCUUGUAUGAAUUGUGGAAAUCGUAGAUACCUCACAAUAUCUAAAGUCUGGUCACAUCUCUAUCAUAAUGGAUUUGUGAUGGUUUACAAGAUUUGGUAUUAUCAUGGAGAAACUGAUGGAAUGAUAGAUUUUGGUAGUACUAGUGCACAACAAGGUGGGGAUAGCUUAGCAGAACCUGAAACAGUAGAUUGUGUUGAUAUGGUGAAUGAUGCGUAUCGUGAUAGUGCACCAUCGAUUGCUGAUUACAGAGAUUGA